Aspergillus ruber CBS 135680 is the source of this 1137-nucleotide messenger RNA. RefSeq names its product SIR2 family NAD-dependent protein deacylase. The coding region runs from base 1 to 1137 and encodes 378 amino acids. Gene Ontology annotation, molecular function: NAD+ binding; histone deacetylase activity, NAD-dependent. The transcript has 2 exons. The record is from RefSeq and is a predicted model, not a curated record. Lineage: Eukaryota; Fungi; Ascomycota; Eurotiomycetes; Eurotiales; Aspergillaceae.
AUGGGCAACGAACCUUCCACUUUGGUGGACGAAAAAACGCCUCCAUCCGUAUUGGAGAAGCGCACUGUGGACGCCCUGGCCCAGUAUGUCCACGAGAAGCGCGUGCGAAAGAUUGUGGUUAUGGUUGGGGCAGGAAUCAGUACAUCAGCUGGGAUCCCCGACUUUCGCUCCCCGGAUACUGGCAUCUACGCAAAUCUUGCGUUCUUAGAUCUACCCGACCCCGAGGCUGUCUUUGAUAUCAGUUUCUUUCGAAAAAACCCCAAGCCUUUCUAUGCUUUGGCGCGCGAGUUGGCACCGGGUCGGUAUCGGCCUACGAUCGCGCAUUCAUUUAUCAAAUUGCUCUACAACAAAGGCUUGCUGCUGAAACACUUUACGCAAAACAUUGAUUGUCUCGAGCGGCAGGCGGGAGUGCCGGGCGAGAUGCUAGUCGAAGCGCAUGGGAGUUUUGCGAACCAGCAUUGCAUUGAGUGCAAGGCAGCAUAUCCCGAACAGGAAAUGAAAGAGCAUGUGGAAAAGGGUGAGGUGCCGACGUGCAAGGAAUGCAAGGGCCUGGUGAAGCCGGAUAUUGUGUUUUUCGGGGAAGCUCUCCCGGAAGAUUUCUUUUUAAACCAUGAGCUUCCUGGCGAGGCGGAUUUGUGCAUUGUCAUGGGGACUAGUCUCCAGGUGCAGCCAUUUGCUAGUUUACCGGGGUUUGUCUCGGACGGUGUUCCCCGUGUGUUGAUUAACCUGGAGCGCGUAGGCGGGAUGGGUUCUCGUCCGGACGAUGUACUAAUUCUUGGGGAUUGUGAUGCCGGAGUGCGGAAAUUGGCCGCUGCACUUGGAUGGUUGGAAGACCUUGAAGCGUUGUGGGAGGAGACGAAUCCGGAUAAGGAUGCUCGGGAUGCCGAGAUGGCGCCGUUGCAGACCAAGGACGAGCGACUUCACGACGAAGUCGAGCGGUUGACCAGUGAAGUGGACCGGACACUGGGGCUAUCGGGUGCCUACGAACAGAAAGUGCGAGGGCAUUUGGACGGUCAGCGGGCAAAAGAGGAGGCUAAGCAGGCAUCCGGGGCACAAUCGGCCGAUGAGGGAGAGGCCGAGGGGUCGGGAUUGGGACAUGUAUUUCCGCAUUUGGCGAAGAAGAAGCCAUCACUGUGA